UUUUACCAGCUUGCCGCUCCUCGCGUCGAAUCUGGAUUUUGAAAUCCAAUCUAGCUGAAAUUCAAACCUCACAGUAGUCUCUUCACUCGUCGUGCUCCGGCUUAGUGGUUCUAGAUUGGAUUCGGAAAUGGAAGCCAAAGCUAUUGUAGCUGACAAGUGUAAAGCUCUGACGAAAUCCACCCAGGAUUUCUUCGACUCUCUCAUCAAUGGACCUCCCAAACCUCCACCUCGCCGCAAUAAUAAUCCGAUUGCGAUAUUGAAGCGGUUGCAACGAGAAGCGUUUUCGGACUUGAUGAAACUGAGGGACAGGCAGGAUAAAGUGGAGAAGAUUGUGUCCUUGUAUGGGACUUCCCGAGGAAAAGGGAGUCCAUUCCAAGAGGCCAGCACCGUUAUCAGGGGAGAGUUUGAUCACUUGGGGGCGGUAUCGUUCAUGCAUAAUGAUGAUGAGUCUCAUCAGGAAUCCGAGGCUCUUACUCAAGCCGGAAUAUUAACUGGGGUUAAGUCAAGGUUCAGUGUUGAAACAAGUGUUCAGGAAAAUGAUACGCUUGUGGCGGAGUUUGUGGCCAGUGAGAAGCAUAAGAUUGAUCUCUCUGAUCUUUCAGAGUGCUCGCUUUCUCUAGCGAAAGUGGCGUAUACUGCAAAUGUUAGUAACUGGUUAUCGGCAAUUGCGAUCCCGGUGGGAGCUCAAUGUAGGGAUGUUGCUGUUCUUACAAAUCCUUCUCAUCAGGGAAAGGGCCUAACUCAUUUUUCAUCAUUUGGACCACCUCUUCUAAAUGAGCGCAAUGGUAGUGCAAUUGGCUUGAUGGUGAAAAAAUCAAAUGUUGUUGCUUCAUUGGCACAGUUUGUUUCUGGACAAGUAGGUUCUAGUAGAGUCGGGCGCUGCUUCAGCACCUUUGGGCAAGUUGUCUGUCAACUCCCUGCAAGAACAAAGCUCUCACUUAUGGGUCUUCACCAAGUGCCCAAGUUAUCUAGUGAGCAUGUCAAUCAUGUAGCUUCUAACUAUGGAUUAGGUGAUUUGGUGCAACAUCUAUCCCCUGAGACAACAGUUGAAGCAUAUACUCCACCCCUGGGAACAAGCUCACAGGGAAAUGUGUCAACUGGACCAACCGGAUCCAUUGCUCUGAUGCUAGAAUCCGAAAUUGAUGAGAUUACAAAGAUUGGAGGUUGGAUUGAGAUGAAGCAAUCAAAUCCCAAGAAUAUAGAAUGGGCUGUCACCGUAUCUGAUGACUCUGAAGAUUCCUUUGGAUGGGGACUGAGUUUAAAUGGGGGUCUGGGAGUUGAAGGUCCCGACAGUUGGAACCAUUUCCAGGUUGAAUCAUACUUGAAACUUAACUUGGGUAAGAGACUGAGUGUAAAGCCUGGUAUCACAACGCAUAUUGUGGAUGGCAAACCCAGAAUGACUGCUCUUAUGCUUCGUUCUAACUGGUUCCUCUGAGUGAUCGAAGACUCAUUUUUUGUGCUAGUCACUGAACCAAAUUGAUCCGAGGAUAGCAGCACAUUUAUCUUUUCUGAACAGUACUUGGCUUCUUAUGUUUAUAUGCUCUGUAUAAUGUAAGCGCAACUCUAAUGUAGUGUGAGCGUUUCUUCCUACUCUGCGAUGUGUUAGUGGUGAUCAUGUUCAUGCAAAAUGACAUCUAUGGAUCAGGAACUUGUGUCAUUGGUGAAUUGCAUAAAUGUUUUCUAGACUCUAGAGUAUAAAUCUCAGAACUUGAGUGAUGGUAUUUACUAUUUAGUUUAAAGAAGCUUCAG
Fragaria vesca subsp. vesca is the source of this 1749-nucleotide messenger RNA. RefSeq lists its product as uncharacterized. NCBI's taxonomy places the organism in Eukaryota, Viridiplantae, Streptophyta, Magnoliopsida, Rosales, Rosaceae. The record is from RefSeq and is a predicted model, not a curated record. Bases 128 to 1435 code for a protein of 435 amino acids. The transcript is spliced from 3 exons.